Molecule: messenger RNA, 2406 nt
Organism: Lingula anatina
Lineage: Eukaryota; Metazoa; Brachiopoda; Lingulata; Lingulida; Lingulidae
Product: inositol-tetrakisphosphate 1-kinase
Biological process (GO): inositol trisphosphate metabolic process
Cellular component (GO): cytoplasm
Molecular function (GO): ATP binding; magnesium ion binding; inositol-1,3,4-trisphosphate 6-kinase activity
Source: RefSeq, a predicted model, not a curated record
GUGGAAUCAUUGAAACAUCGGAGCUGACCUCACGCCCGUAUUUCUAUGUACUGUUGACUUCACAGACCAAACCAAAAAGUAUUUUAAUCAGUUUCAGUACACUAAAACAGUUUUGGACAACAUGAAGCGGAUAGGGUACUGGGUUACCGACAAAAAGUUUAAAAAGAUGAGAUUUGCAAGUUUUCAUGAUAUUUGCAGGGAUGCAGGCUAUGAAGCUGUCAGGAUAAAAGAGCCAGAAGAUCUGGAAAAACAGGGUCCAUUUGAUGUAUUUAUUCACAAACUCUCUGAUGACAUAGGGUCAGCAUUAGAUGGGGAUGAGGAGGCCAAAGAAUUAGUCCAAAAGUUUCAGUCCCAUUUCCAGAGAUGUCCCUCUUUACUGGUAAUAGAUCCCUUUGAUAAGGUGGCCAGGAUGAUAGAUAGAAGGGAACAAUACCAGGCUGCCAGAGACUGCUUUCAGAAACUUCAAGAUGAUCAAUAUUUUAUACCAAAUUUUGUUGAACUCACAAACACAGAUGUGUCAAGUAACAAGAAGCUUAUUGAGCAAGCAGGAAUAACAUUCCCUUUUAUAUAUAAACCUGCUGCAGCUCAUGGUUCAGCAGAGUGUCAUCAUCUUGCAGUUGUAUUCAAUGAAGAUGGCCUACGUGACCUCCCGCCUCCGUGUGUAGCCCAGAAUUUUACAAAUCACGACGCUGUGUUGUAUAAAGUGUAUAUAAUAGGGGACCAUAUCCAAGUGGUGAAGCGCCCAUCUCUUAAAAAUUUUAAACAGGGAGGUAGCAAAGAAUCUACUGUGUUUUUUGACAGUUAUGGAGUGUCCAAACCCAACUCAAACUCGCAUUUAAAUAAGUUGGAUCUGAAGGAAGAAGAACCCAGUGAUAAAACUGUGCUGCUGUCUCCAGAUCUAGACAAAGUACGCAAGAUGGUGACUGCGCUGCGUAGCUCUCUCAAACUAGAACUGUUAGGAAUCGACCUGAUCAUAGAGAAAACAACUGGAAGAUAUGCAGUGAUAGACAUCAAUUCAUUUCCAGGUUAUGAUGGAGUAGACAACUUCUUCGAAGUACUUUUAGACAUGUUAUCAAAGAGGCUGCAGCCAAAUGAACGAGAAGGUACCAGAAAAAGAAAGUCUUCUGAGCCAUUGGAAAAAGAUCUGCACACCUGAUUAUGACAAUUUCAUCGAGUAGUAAGAGCUGCUGAACUGCAAUGACAUCCACAGAGUCUUAAAUUUUUAUAGAGCCAUAUUUUUAAUCUAAAUUUACGACAGAUAAUUAUCGAUCUUCAGUGGUGUGUUCAGAGCAAGGUGAAAUGUGCAACAUCAAAACACUUCAGAGACCAACAGGUUUUGCCACCAUAUAUUAUAUUUAUUUUGAAUACAAUAUACUGAUGAUAAAAUUAUUUGGUUCACAUUGGUACUAGACUCAGUGACCUCACAAGGUCAAGGUCAGUCGGGAGAGGGAUAGGACAUUCUGUAAUCUCAGAACUAUAUAUGUGAGUAAGUGAACAACAUUUAUUGGAUCUUAUAAGCAGCAAAGCUAUCCAUUAAUAUGAAUACUUUCAUAGAGAAUAGAAAUAAGUACUAAAAAUUCAUCACAUUUCACUUGUGAAGGUAGUUAUGCUUGUGCUCUUGUUUUGUCUUGAACUUUGAAUUGACUGAAUUGUUUGCCCAGUGCCAAACCUGCAAAUUUAUCUUAUAUUUAUUGGUGUUGUGUAAAGUGAGUCUUUAUCCAUAGAUAUAUGUGUACAGUGGCCAGUCAGGACCUUAAAUUUCAAAGUCUAGUGGAGAAUUACCUUAUAAUAGCAGCCAGCAAAACCUUUGCUUUCUUCAUUGAACAGUAACGAAGAGUGGUAAAGGUGUACGUACCCUGUACCAGGGCCACAGAAUGAUUUUUCACUAGAUAUUUACAUAUGUCUCCAGCUAACUCUAUACACUUUUCUCUGCUGCAAGAAUUGAUGUAUGAAAAUUCAUGUCAUUCCUCAGUAAAGAGUAGUAUAUGUAGGUCAGAUUCUUUUAAUAGUCUGAAGCUUACGUGUAGCAAGUAUCUCUGUUUACUCAAAAUAAUUUCAGACUCAUGUUAAUUUGAGUAAUAGGAUAUAUAUUUGCGUGUAGAUAUUCUUGAAAUGUACACCUUAAGUUGUAACUAAGGCACUCCACUAGUGACACAUUUACUCUUCUUCAUGCCAGCAUUAACCAAAUGUUUACUUAAUGUCAUCAUUCACAAUUUCUGAUAUUUAUUGUGUGAGACCAUUCUUGAAACUAUUGUCAUAAAUUAAUUGCUUAAAUUUUGAACUGAAACAUAGUCAAACUUUUUGUAUUAAGUAAAAAUGUAAACUUCUUUGUGUGAGGGUAAUUGUUUUUCUACAAGGUAUACAAAUAAAUUAUUAUUUUGUACAAUAAUUCAAUAGUUCAGAAGU